Episyrphus balteatus (marmalade hoverfly) is the source of this 406-nucleotide messenger RNA. RefSeq lists its product as uncharacterized. The transcript has a single exon. Bases 17 to 349 code for a protein of 110 amino acids. The record is from RefSeq and is a predicted model, not a curated record. NCBI's taxonomy places the organism in Eukaryota, Metazoa, Arthropoda, Insecta, Diptera, Syrphidae.
UUCAUAAAUCUUAAAAAUGGCAUCAAAGUAUCUUUUUGUCGUUGCAAUUGCAUUCAGUUUAUUGGCUUUUGUGAUUUGUAUUCCAAAAGCUGCUACUCCUGCUAGUGUUACUGCUACAGAAGAUGAAGAUCCUAAACAACUUUUCUUUGGAGCCCAGGGCAAGGAGACCUCAACACCAGAUUUUGUUCGAUUGGUUGUGAUGCGGAUAAUUUAUGGAAUUGCAUCAACAAUGGGAGCCGAGGAACGACUUGCGGAAAUAUUCAAUGGAGCCUUUGUACCGCCAGGUGAGGAUGAUGGUGAUUAUGGACUUGAUUUUGGAGGAAUCGAUGGAAUUUUUGAAGAUAGAUAAAUUGUAAGAUUGUUAGAGUAAGAUUGUGUUCUUUUUUUUUCUCAUAAAGAAUCUGGU